Molecule: messenger RNA, 3431 nt
Organism: Chiloscyllium plagiosum (whitespotted bambooshark)
Lineage: Eukaryota; Metazoa; Chordata; Chondrichthyes; Orectolobiformes; Hemiscylliidae
Gene: capn9
Product: calpain 9
Biological process (GO): proteolysis
Cellular component (GO): cytoplasm
Molecular function (GO): calcium-dependent cysteine-type endopeptidase activity; calcium ion binding
Source: RefSeq, a predicted model, not a curated record
UGUGCAGUGAGGUGGCGUUCUACAGGACAUUCCACAACAGGUGAAACUCUGCAGAGACAGGUAAACCAACACCUUACCCAGGGACUCUCUUCAGCUCCUGCAGUUGUUGUCGCGGCUUCACUUGUUACCUGCCAAACAUGCCUUAUGUGUUCAGCUCGGCGAGUGGGGGCUCUCAAAAAAAGAAGGCAGUGAAAGACCGAGGGACCAUCGGGGUGAAGGCGAGAAAGGCAACCUACCAGGAGCUGAAAAAUCUGUGCUUAACGCAGGGGGUUUUAUACGAGGAUCCAGAAUUCCCAGCGGACGAAUCUUCCCUAUUUUACAGCGAGAAGCCGGCGGUUAGUUUUGAGUGGAAACGGCCGAAAGAGAUUUCGAGUAACCCAAAGUUUGUUAUUGAUGGAGCAUCAAGGACUGAUAUCUGCCAAGGAGAUCUGGGGGAUUGCUGGUUUCUUGCUGCUGUUGCUUCACUGACUCUUAAUCAGAAAAUAAUGUGCCAAGUUGUUCCUCUGGAUCAGUCCUUUGACCGCAAUUAUGCUGGAAUCUUUCACUUUCGGUUUUGGCAAUAUAACGAGUGGGUAGAUGUAAUAAUUGAUGACCGUUUGCCAACCUUUAGAAACCGUCUGGUGUUUUUACACUCUGCCAGUAAUGAUGAGUUCUGGAGUGCCUUGCUGGAAAAGGCCUAUGCUAAGCUAUAUGGCGGCUAUGAAUCACUGAAAGGGGGAAGCACAUUAGAGGCCAUGGAAGACUUUACAGGUGGCAUGGGAGAGACAUUCAAUUUGAAAGAGGCACCCCCAAAUCUGUAUUCCCUCCUUCAAAAGGCACUGAAACGGGGCAGCAUGUUGGGAUGUUCCAUUGAUAUUACAAGUGCAGCUGAAACUGAAGCUCGCACCACCACAGGACUCGUCAAAGGACAUGCUUAUUCUGUUACUGGUUUGGAGGAGGUGAACUCCAGAGGUCGACGAGUGCAACUCAUUCGUGUCAGAAAUCCCUGGGGUCAAGUGGAAUGGAACGGACCCUGGAGUGACAACUCUCCUGAAUGGAAAACAGUGGAUGCAAGUGAUUAUCGGAGGCUGAACAAUAUUGCCAAAGAUGAUGGCGAGUUUUGGAUGUCAUUUGAUGAUUUUAAGAGGCAUUAUGAUAAAGUAGAAGUCUGUAAUCUUACCCCAGACUCCCUGGAUGAGGAUUCUUUUCACAAAUGGGAAGUGACCGUUUUUGAAGGGACUUGGAUCAAAGGCUGUACAGCUGGAGGCUGCAGAAAUUUCCAAGACACUUUCUGGGUCAAUCCACAAUAUAAAGUAAAGCUACUAGAAGCUGAUGAAGAGCAAGAUGAUGGAAAAGAUGAAUGCACAAUGAUGGUUGCUCUCAUGCAAAAAAAUAGACGCAAACUACGGAAAGAAGGAGCUGAUUUGCUGACCAUUGGAUUCGCCAUUUAUGAGGCUGAAGGUGGCAUUGACCAUCUGCAGAAAGAGUUCUUCCGAUUUCAUGCUUCAAAAGCAAAGAGUAAGACGUACAUUAACAUACGGGAGAACUCUGAAAGGUUUAAGCUUCCACCAGGAGACUAUGUUAUUGUACCUACCACUUUUCAACCAGAAGAAGAGGCCGAUUUUCUCAUUCGACUUUUUACAGAGAAGAAAACAAAGACCCUCGAAAUGGGGGAUAAAGUUGGUGCCGAUCUACCAGAGCCUUCCAAACCAACAGUUAACCCCCAGGAGGAAAGUCAAGAGGAAAAGCAGUUCCGCUCAAUGUUUGAACAGAUCUCAGGGAAGGAUCUGGUGAUCAAUGCUUAUGAACUGCAGGACAUUUUAAAUACUAUCUUUGCUAAAAGAAAGGAAGUAGCGAUGGAAAGUUUUGACAUUGAGACUUGUCGCAGUAUUGUGUCUCUCUAUAAUAAAGACAAUGCUGAAGGACUUGGGUUUGAUGAAUUCAAGAUCUUCUGGAGCCGAAUGAAGCUGUGGACGAGUGCUUUCCUGAGCUGUGACCAUGACAAAUCAGGGACCAUAUCAGCUCACGAACUCCGGACUGCUGUAAAGAACACAGGGUUUCAGGUCAACAAUCAGUUACUGCAGCUUAUGGUCAUCCGAUACUCAGAUGCGUACCUUCAAAUUGAUUUUGAUAACUACCUCCGUUGCAUGGUUCGAUUGGAGACUGCAUUCAGGUCAUUCAAAGCAUGUGACACCCGACAGACUGGUGAGGUGACACUGAAUUUAAUGCAGUGGCUCUACAUGACAAUGAAUAUUUGAAGAUGGAACAGGAGAUCAUCAGACUUCAGUGCUUUUCACCAAAUGAUCUUAAUUUCAGCAUUAACAGGGAUACAAUAUGUAACAGAAUGAGGUCUUAUUUCUUUGAACUGUUUGUUUUACUGUACUUUGGUAUAUCUGCUUGUCCUUGUGGAGGUGUUUUGAAGACUAUUCCUGGUUACUGACAAUUUUGCUUUAGGGAUAUUAUCUGCUUUGUCAUUCCUCUGUUCUGAGACCAAUGUUUGUAAAUAUUUCACAUAUUAUAUGUUCUGAGAGUACAACAGUCCUUAGCACAACAGUGUCCCAUUCCCACAAGGGAAGAGAAAAAAAACAUCAUAUCCAAUCCCUUGGUACCUAAACUCUCAUUUUUUACAUCAAAUCUUCUCUUGAAGCCCAUCUGUCUAGUAUGUUAAUUGUUUUAUCUUGAUCCCUUUUGUACUUUCAUCAAAACCCAUCCCUCAUGGUAAUUACCUCUCCCAUCAAACUCCAAGCCUCUGGUGUAUGAACUCUCCUCUAGAACCCUAAUCCUCUGUUUGAAGACAGCUCUUCUGGGGUUGUGGAAUACACUUCCAGGGCUAGUGGUUUAGGUAGAAUCUGCCAUAUUGUAUUGGUUAGUAACAGAGGAAAAGUGAAUGAAAGGAAAUGAACACCGUUCAAUAAAUAAGAUAGGACAGCUUGUCUGGACAGUAAUUGCUGAUGCAGACUGGUCUGGACUAAAUGAUGGGUUUCUGUAUGGUAACUUCUGUAAUUCUAGAUAAAGAGUAUCCCAUUCAGGGUCCAAUCCUUUUGUGCUCUAUUCUCCCACUGAAAUCUAUCCAUAUUGCACCUUAACUCACCAAUUGAAGGCUGCCCUACAAGCAUUUUAACUACAUUAAAGUUCAUCCCUUGAGUACAUUAAUUCAUGGACCAUGAUAUCUGAUUGCAAGUUUGAUUAAUCCAACCUUUUGUCUUACUUAGUAUUUUCAUUUUAGUUAACAGCAUAGAUCAUUCUAUCAUUAAUUGUUUACCCAUGAAUAACCAAGAUUAUGUGGUUGAAAGGUUGAGGAAAGUAACCAUGCAAUAUUGUUUUUCAAGGGAAGCUAGAUAAAUAUGUGCAGAAGUAAGGAAUAUCCGUGUUGGGUAUCAAGACACCUGAACCUGGGUAAUUUUAUAUAACUCUGUGUAAUUUCUGGGGGAUUUUUAAUUUAAAGAAUUUAU